Messenger RNA from Penicillium angulare, 1407 nucleotides. RefSeq names its product monocarboxylate transporter. Gene Ontology annotation, molecular function: transmembrane transporter activity. NCBI's taxonomy places the organism in Eukaryota, Fungi, Ascomycota, Eurotiomycetes, Eurotiales, Aspergillaceae. Bases 1 to 1407 code for a protein of 468 amino acids. Gene Ontology annotation, cellular component: fungal-type vacuole membrane. The record is from RefSeq and is a predicted model, not a curated record. Gene Ontology annotation, biological process: transmembrane transport. The transcript is spliced from 2 exons.
AUGGCAGACAUCGAGGAUUAUCCCCUCGAAAGGCCCUUGUCAGUCAGUGGAGACCGACAUGCUUCGGAUGUGGAGCAAAGUAUCGAGGAUGUAUCGCCGACCGAUUCAAGGCCACACGAGUCAAAGAAAACGAAGCUAUGUGUCUUGAUCGGGUCUGGUAUCCUCCAGCUACCAAUUUGGGGCUUUGCGAUGAGUUACGGUGUGCUUCAGGAGUACUAUUUCGAUAAUUGGACAUUCGAAGGAUCUCGCACAAUUACUGGUGUUAUAGGGACGACUGCAAAUGGCGUUAUGUAUCUAUCCAUGCCGUUUCUUUUUGCCAUAUUCACUCGACGAUGGGCCCAUCGGCGCCAAUUAGCAGCUGUCUGUGGCACCGUGAUCGCGUGCCUCAGUUUCUUUUUAUCCUCUUACAGCAAGACAGUAUGGCAUCUGCUCGCGACGCAAGGUAUUGCGUCAGCCCUGGGCUGUGCUCUUAUCUACAGCCCAACUACACUCUCCCUAGGAGAAUGGUAUAGUAACAGCAACCGCGCGUUGGCGUAUGGAAUUGUCCUCUCGUGCAAAAAUAUUGUCGGUACUAGCUGUCCGUUUCUGAUCCGCGGUCUCAUUGAUGCCUAUGGCUUUCGGACGACCAUGGCAGUGUGGACUGGAAUUGUGGGUUGCUUAAGUCUCUUCGCCAUCUUCUUAAUACCAACCCAUCCAUCGAAAGUCUCAAGCAACCAAACGCGAGCACGAAGAAUCCCCUGGACCUUCCUCAAACACCGAUCAAUAUAUUUUUACAGCGUAGCUAUUAUCUUUCAGAGCUCAGGAUACGGCAUCCCGCAGACUUAUCUGACUACCUAUGCCCGAAACGUUGCCAUGUUGUCCCAAACAACGGGCACAUUGAUGGUGGCCGUCUUCAAUGCGCCCGGGAUCAUCGCUUCUUCUUUCUUUGGGUGGCUCAGCGAUAACAACCGAAUCAAACUAUCUGUACAGGUUGUAGCCGCCAUUCCACCUCUCGCCUGUGGUCUUUUUACCUUUCUCUUUUGGGGCCUUGCUAUUGAGGGUGCCUCUGCCAUGCUCAUCGUGUUCUCAAUAACUUUCGGAUUUUUCUCUAGUGGCUAUAGCGCCACCUGGGGUGGUAUGCUUAAACAAAUGGAAAUAGAAUCCGCAGAAAGAAACGAAGCUAUUGAUCCUGGCAUGCUAUAUGGCCUUCUCAAUGGUGUUAGAGGAAUUGGUUAUGCGAGUGGCGGUAUUGCUGGUGUUGGGCUACUAAACUCUGGAUUCGUCUCAACUAGUCAUCGUUUCGCAUAUGGCACCACUUAUGGACCAUUAAUUCUAUUUACUGGGCUUUCUUCGAUCCUUGGGGGCUGGGUCAUUUUAUGGAGGUGGAAUCCAGCGACCAGGCUCUUGUCAACCCUAUGGACGACUUGA